Messenger RNA from Aspergillus clavatus NRRL 1, 4482 nucleotides. RefSeq names its product FG-nucleoporin NUP159. Gene Ontology annotation, cellular component: nuclear pore. The transcript has 3 exons. Gene Ontology annotation, molecular function: protein binding; structural constituent of nuclear pore. The coding region runs from base 1 to 4482 and encodes 1493 amino acids. Gene Ontology annotation, biological process: protein import into nucleus; RNA export from nucleus. The record is from RefSeq and is a predicted model, not a curated record. Lineage: Eukaryota; Fungi; Ascomycota; Eurotiomycetes; Eurotiales; Aspergillaceae.
AUGGCUUUCAACCUUGGGGCGUCUAACGCCGCCGGCGGAGGACCUAGCGCAGAGUUGGGACCUGAGCUACCAGAUGUCAUUGCAGAUGAGGUGGGAUUCAAAGGUGUCUCUGGCGAUAGCAACGUUCGAUUACUCUCUACCCCUUGGCCUGAAGAUGCUCUUCCAACACCCACAUGCUCCCUCCUCGCUGUCGCGCCAACACAAGGUAUUCUUGUCGGUGCUGGGCCCAAUUCCCUCGCUGUAGCAUCUUCUGAAGCAGUGAGGAAUGCCAUCUCCGCAUCUGCCGGAGAGGGCAAGGUCAAGACCAAACCGUUCCAACCACAAGCGACCAUACCCCUUCCUGCGCGACCUACACAUGUGGCCUUCGCUUCGGGUGACAGUGCCUUGGUACUGGCGACUGAGGAUGGCGCGGGGCUUGCGGUCUAUCAGACAACUACUUUGCUGUCAGGAGUCACGCAACCCGCCUUAUCCAUCCCCACGAACAAUACGACUCUACGGGUUGUGGCGCCCAACCCUACACCAUCAGAAGAUAUACUCUCGUCACUUGUCGCACUUGUUACAUCAGGUGGAGAACUUCUGAUGGCCGAUCUGAAAGGAGCGAACCUGAUACCUGGAGCUAAUGGCCAGGUUCUAAGGGCCGGAGUAAGCUCAAUUUGUUGGAGCAACAAAGGAAAGCAGCUGGUAGCCGGUCUUGCGGACGGAACGGCUGUGCAAUUGACCCCAGACGGUACUCAAAAAGACACGAUACCGCGGCCAUCUGAUCUUGAAGGGGAUUGUCAUGUUUCGUCCAUCGCAUGGUUGGAGAAUGAUAUCUUCUUGAUGGUUUACACAUCAAAUGCGACUGAAGAUGAUAUGGGUCAAACCCCUUCAUCCUCAUAUUAUCUCAUCACCAGACGAAAGGGUGCACCUUUUCUGGUUCAAAGAUUGCCAGAAUUGUGCAUGCCGUUUGGUGUCAACCGUGCUCCAGCCUAUCAGUUUAUUGCACGCCUACGCGACUACAAACCACAUCUGAAAGACGUGUUGAUUGUCUCGUCUACAGCGUCCACUGAUAUAGGGCUUAUAACCCGAUCUGAUCAGCCAUUGGCAAGCGAUGAAGCCGCCAAAGGUACUGUUGGUUUAUUUACGACAACAGAAGUCAAUGAUGACACAAAGAGAGCCGCUUUGCCUCUAGAUGAUUCCUCCAAUGAUACUUCAGUGAUUGGGUUGGGGAUUGAUUUGUCUAGCACCAGCCCUGUGGCAUCUCCUAUCCAAGGGGAAGAUAUUGCGGAGAGUUCCACGCCCCUUCCAAAUCUCUUUUGCUUGAACAAUGAUGGUAUCCUGUCGUCUUGGUGGCUCAUAUAUUCCGAGUCGAUUCGGCAGAAAUUGCCAUACCAUGGCCUUGUUUCUGUUAACCCACAGCAGCCACAACCCCCAGCUCAGACGCCAGUCCCGGCUCCAACCCAACCACAAGCCCAAACAAAACCUCAGAGUCAACCUGCUUUUGGGCAGUCUGCUUUUGGAAAAUCGGCCUUCGGCAGUCCGUCACCUCUGGGCGCUUCGCCAUUCGGUAAGCCUUCUGCUGCCCCAGCAUUCGGCGGCCCCUCAACCUUGGGUAGUCGACAACCUACCUUUGGUACACCUUCCACACCAGCUGCUCCUUCGUUCGGGUCGCCAUCUCAAAUGGGACACUCAUUCGGUGCACCUAGCACGUUGGGGCAGGCGGGGCCUCAGUUCGGAAAAUCGGGUUUCGGUGCCCCAUCUACGCCAGGUUUCGGACAACCAUCCCCUGCAGGUAAACCUCUUGCCUUUGGAGCACCCAGCGCUGGCUCUGGCGGGGGAUUUGGCUCGUUUGCCGGUGGAGGUGGAUUCUCGAGCUUUGCGGCUGCUAAACCAGCAGCGCAAUCUCCAUUUGGGAAACCUGCAGGAGAGUCACCGUUCGGCAAACCGUCGACCGCGAGCCCAUUCGGAAAACCUUCAGGGCCAUCACCCUUCGGUGCUAAGGCUGAGGCCGACACGGCUUUCAAACCACAGACCGCAGACCAGCCUAAAAGUGCCUUUGGUGCCCCUUCGAGUGGGUUCGUAUUGGGUUCCACUUUUAAGGGUGACGGGACUGCUGUUAACGAUGGCCCAAGGCCUGAAAAGUCUUCUGGGCUGUUCUCGUUUGCUACUUCGCUGGAUGAUAUGGUAUCUUCGCCGAACAAGACUAGCCCGCCAACUGAAUCCAUGGAUGAUACCGAAGAUCAGCCUGCACAAACCGAACCCGAGAAGCCAGCAACGAAAGAGCAUGUACCAUCGUUGUUUGGCGCUCCGUCUAAAGUCGAGUCUGCUAAACCAAUAUCAUUGUUCGGUGCUCCGUCUAAGGUAGACACGUCUAAGCCGGCAUCGGUGUUUGGUGCUCAGACACAACCUCAGCUUUCUACCCAGGCCACAAAAUCUUUCUCUUUGUUUGGAAAUGCUGCCGCAGAGAAGCAGAUCACUAGCCCCCUAUCGCCACCGUCCGAGAAAACUCUUGUCCCUAGCUCAACUCCCACAGCGGGGAGCACCCCACUUGCUGAGCCACCACUUCCGCCUGAUCCGACAAGUAGGGCUGCCUAUGGCCCUGGUGACACAUCUGCUUCUUCCAAUGUCUCCAAGAUCUCGGUCGAAGAUUCGCCCCUUCCCCCGGCCCCGACGGCCAAAACAAACCCGACGUUAGAAGACGUUGCCGCGGAUGCCCCGCUUCCCCCUGAUUUCACGCGCCUGGCUCAAAGUACUAAACCCGAGAAGCCUACAGCCGAAGAGGCUCCAUUGCCCUCAGAAUCCCCUGCUCCAGAGUCACCAGUUACAUCGGACAGAGAAGCUAGUCUCCUUCCCGAAGAAUCGGAUGUUGAUGAAUCGGAGAGGGAGUUGAGCGACGAGGGCGAAGAAUCUGAUUUUGCUGAUAGUGGGGAGGAUAUCACGCAUGAAAUUGAUGAAGAGGAGGAGUCCGAUGCUACAGGGCAGACCCCAAAAAUCUCUCCGGAGAGUUCGUUUGGAGCUGGUGUGUCCGACCAAAGCCCCGCCGAAGGGUUGUUUUCUCGCAUCUCUAAGCCAGGUCAAGCGCCGCCGCGGCAGUUAUUUGGGGAAAUUAACAAACCAGUUUUUCCACCCAAGCCUCAUGCAAGCCGCGAGCCACCGAGGUCGCCUAGCCCAGUGCGAGGAGGUGCCUUGAAGAGUUUACUGAAGCCGCAAAUUCAAAAAUCGGCCAGUGCUCCUCAAGUUCCUGGUAGCACUCUUGCUGCACGCAAGGCUGUGCUCAUGGAAGCUGCCCAGCGCGAUUCCCGUCUGCGGCAGAAGUCUGAUCGUACUGCUCGUGAAGAGCAGACUCGGCUGCAGCUUCAAGCACAAAGACAAGAAGAAGAAUCAAUGUCACUUUCCGACGACGACGAGGAUGAGAAGCUUCGGGCCGACCUUGCCCAACCGCUGAAGUCUGUCCCCACACUCGAUCCCUUCCUGCCACACCAGGACUACAUGGGUGAGACCAACAAGCCAGGCAUUCCUGGCCAGAUUGAAAGGUUGUAUCGUGACAUCAACUCCAUGAUUGAUACUCUAGGGAUCAAUUCCCGUGCUCUAUCUUCCUUCCUGCUUUAUCAAAAACAGUCAUCGAAAGAUAGCGAAAACUGGAUACAAAUCUUGAAGAGUGAUCAUCCAGCUGAUAUUCUGGACGAGAAAGUGCUUCUAUGUGAGGUCGAGAAACUCGACGACGCAGUGCAUAUGCUGGCUAAGUCUCUCGAGGAACAACGGGUGCAAGGCGUGGAAGAUAAACUGGACGCAUGCCGGGAACUACUGAGUAAAGAUAUCCUCACGCUAAGAGGCCAGUGUGCAAGCAUCCGAAAGACUCUUGACGCUCAUACCGACACCGCUGCGAUCCUGUCUGCGCCCCUCUCUGCCGAACAAGCAAAUCUUCAACAAGAUCUCCGGUCUGCUUUCACGGACAUUCAAGCCAAGUUAGCAGACUUGGAAUCAGCGGUCUCAUUAUUACGGGCUAAGAUUGCAGAAGCCCCUCGCACAGACGGUGGUCGUCAGCCCACGAAGCGCCCAACUGUGGAGGCAGUGACUUCUACGAUUGCAACCAUGAUGAAUAUGGCCGAAAGCAAGAGCAGCGAUAUCGAUGUUCUUGAAGUUCAGCUAAAGAAGCUUGGUAUUGAUACAUCAGGUACUCCUGGUAGCCGAGAGGGAUCGCCAUUCACCACACCCAAAAAGGGCAUGGCAAGGUUGCCUACGACGCCCGGCUCGCGUGGCUCAAUUGAUAUGCCCGUUAGUGCAUAUCACACUCCAGAUUCUGCAUCCCGAUUCCGGUCCAGCAUCAACGGGUCAGCCAAAGCUAGCCGGCUUCGCAGUAUUGAGAACGUGGGCGAAUUGGCUACGAGAGAAGAAACGGCACAAUGGAAGAGCAGGAUGUCGCGUAGACAACAUAUUGUCAGUGACUUGAAGAGGGUUAUCGGAGAGAAGAAGUCGAAAGUCAGGGGUGUUGAUGAUUUGUAG